Messenger RNA from Symbiodinium necroappetens, 768 nucleotides. The record is from the annotation of a GenBank genome assembly. NCBI's taxonomy places the organism in Eukaryota, Dinophyceae, Suessiales, Symbiodiniaceae.
AUGUGGUGCGCAUGCUGUGUGAAUGAGGCUCCUGCAGAGGAGGUCGUCACCGCAGUACCAGCACCGCCAGAUGCAAAGGAAGAAGAGACAAUGGAGCUGCGCGCAGCCUUCGUGCAGGAGCCAGCGAAGCCGCUGAAGACAGAGGAGAGCAGCAUGCCAGAGGUCGAGGCUAAGGCCGAGACUCCAGAAAUCAAAGUGGUACCUGCUCCGCCUCCACCUGCUCCACCGGCUCCACCGGCUCCGAAGCAGACAGAUUCCGCACUUUCGGUACGCCAACCGGCAGAAUCUUAUGUUGUGAAGGUGAGCAAGGAAGGCGGGAAGCUGGGAGGAGGGCUGGACCCUUCUCAGGAAGAUUGCUGUGUUGUUAGAAGAGUUGAUCUUGGUGGCGUGCUUGACAAGAAGGGUGUUCGAGUCUACGACCGGGUGCUCAAAGUCAACGGCGAAGCAAAGAAAUCCGCCGAGCUCGUUCGACGAAUAAAGGAAGCAAAUGAUCUCGAGCUGUACAUGGAACGUCCGAAGAUUAAGGAAGUGCUUAUGAAGAAGGACGGCAAGAAGGUGGGGCUUCGGUUGAACUCCGACGACGAAUGCCUGGGUCUAAUUGUGAAGGAGGUAACCGGAGGUGUGGCAGCGGACAUGCCGAAGGGGACCUUCGAGCCAAAAGACCGAAUAGUUGAGAUCAACGGUCAAUCUUUGAAGGCCGCAGACAUGCUGAAGCGUAUCUCCGAAUGGGACAAAAUCUCCUUAACAGUGUGCUCAUACAGCCUUUGA